AUGGCCCCUCCUUCAGAAAAGACCAAGGCUCAAAUCAGCCAGAUCCUCACCGGGGUCGAACACAUCACUCGGCACAAUCAAGACCCCUUCAAGGUGAAGAUUGAAAACUUCAUCGGCUAUACGCACGUUCCGGUUGGAUUAGCUGGACCGCUACACAUUCGGACGCCCACAGGUCCCGACAAGGAGAUCUGGGCGCCCAUGGCCACCACUGAGGCGGCGGUAGUCGCCAGCUGCUGUCGCGGAUGCAAGGUUGCCAAUGCCUCUGGUGGUAUUGAAGUCCACAUGGAGGAGGAGGGCAUGACGCGCGGCCCGGUCUUUCGCUUCCAAAAUCCCGGAGAUGCGUUGCGAUUUGCGCGCGCGCUGCCUACCCUCCAGGCAUCGUUCAAGGAAGUGGCGGAGAGUACCAGCAAACAUGCUCGCUUACAGAGCCUCAAACCGCAUACGAUCGGCAGCUCUGUCCAUCUGCUUCUGAGCUACGCUUGCGGAGACGCGUCAGGCCAGAACAUGGUGACUAUAGCCACAGAUUGGAUCCGUGACUGGGUGUCGAAGAACCUAGAAAAGGAAUAUAAGGUUGUGGACACAUUUGUGGAAGGCAUGCUAUCCUCGGACAAGAAGCCAUCGUGGAGGAAUGUGGCCGUUGUCCGGGGUGUCGAGACCGUGGCCUGGACAGCUCUAUCCGACUCCGCAUGUCAGCGAGUCUUAGGCUGCUCAUCCGCACAGUUGUAUAAUUUCAUUCAGACGACCCAAGAAGCGGGGAUUCGGAAUGGCCAGCAUGGCAGCAAUAUGGACUCCGCCAAUAUAUUGGCAGCUAUUUUCAUUGCCACGGGUCAAGAUCCGGCGUGCGUCGCGGAUGCUUCGUGGGCACAUCUGACGCCGGAAUACGAUCAGGCGUCCAAGACAAUAACGUUGAGCCUGUAUUUCCCCUCCAUGCCUGUAGGGGUAAUCGGCGGGGGCACGUCAUACGCGACACAGCAGGAAGGCUUGCGGAUCAUGCAGUGCAAUGAACCCGGCGGUAAGCGACGCCUGGCUGGGUACAUUGCUGCGUUUGCUCUGGCGCUGGAGAUCAGUUCGGCUUCUGCUGUGGUGACGAAGACAUUUGCUCGCAGUCACAAGCGGUUAGCACGUUGGGAGGCUAGUGAGAGGCCAAGGUCCAAAUUGUGA
This is a messenger RNA of Aspergillus luchuensis, 1161 nucleotides long. RefSeq names its product hydroxymethylglutaryl-CoA reductase. NCBI's taxonomy places the organism in Eukaryota, Fungi, Ascomycota, Eurotiomycetes, Eurotiales, Aspergillaceae. The transcript has a single exon. Gene Ontology annotation, biological process: coenzyme A metabolic process; isoprenoid biosynthetic process. The record is from RefSeq and is a predicted model, not a curated record. Gene Ontology annotation, molecular function: hydroxymethylglutaryl-CoA reductase (NADPH) activity; protein binding. Bases 1 to 1161 code for a protein of 386 amino acids.